This is a messenger RNA of Harpegnathos saltator (Jerdon's jumping ant), 6680 nucleotides long. Its product is annotated as SH3 domain-containing kinase-binding protein 1. The coding region runs from base 510 to 2177 and encodes 555 amino acids. Lineage: Eukaryota; Metazoa; Arthropoda; Insecta; Hymenoptera; Formicidae. The transcript has 8 exons. Gene Ontology annotation, molecular function: protein binding. The record is from RefSeq and is a predicted model, not a curated record.
UGGCCGCGGUGACAGACACGGGGAGCUGUCAACCGUCAAGCCUGGGAUCCGCCUAAAUUUCGAGCCACGCGGCGGGCCGAUAUCGCGCUGCGUUGCGUAUCGUUGCGUUGCGUCGCGUCGCGUCGCGUCGCGUUGCGAUGCACACGGUAGAUCAGCACGGGACCGCUGGCGGGACGCAUCGAGACUGUCGGUAAAACACACACGACGAGCCAUCGCCGCGAGCGUGCGUCACUUGCUGACUCGCACGCAUGCAUGCACGCACGCACGCACGCACGGUAUACGUAUGCUCGGGACCCGCGACCCGUUUCCCCUCGUGGACGUUCACUCAACUCCUCGACUGGCCUUUUUUGCGAUCGUCGCCUCUCGCCUCACUUGACUACGCGUCGGAGGAUAAUCGGCUCGUCAACGAGCGACCGAACGCACGCCGCCUCGCUGUCGCAUGGUGAGGCAAGUGUGCCACUGUUUCGCCGUAGAUACAUCUCGCGCCUGUGUCAGGAUCGUUUCCUAGGAUGGAGGCGAUUGUGGAAUAUAACUAUGCGGCGCAAGAGGACGACGAGCUGACUCUGAGGAAGGGUGACAUCAUCACAGACAUCAGAAUGAUGCUCGGAGGUUGGUGGGAAGGCACCUUGCGAGACAAGCGUGGCAUGUUUCCUGAUAAUUUCGUCAAGGUGAUAGAUCCAAUCACAACCAGCGGUGGAAGUAGCGGCAGCAACAGUGAAACCAUAAACAACGCCAAGUCUGAUGAAGUAACUUUGAGGAACGGAUCGGGCAGACGUUUCUGCAAAGUCCUCUUCAGUUACGAUCCUUGCAACGAGGACGAAUUAUCUCUAACGCCGCAAGACUCCAUAGAAUUCAUAGGAGAAGUGGAAGAGGGAUGGUGGAGAGGUCGCCUCAGAGGCAGAGUCGGUGUGUUCCCCUCGAACUUUGUUUCUCAUCCUGUUCCUGAGGAACAGGACAAACACAAGGAUCGGGAUAAAAAGGAGUUGUGCAGAGUACUCUUCCCUUAUGAGGCAGCCAAUGAGGAUGAACUUACCUUGGUCGAGGGAGAGAUCGUCACACUUUUGUCCAGGGAUGCACCAGACAAGGGUUGGUGGAAGGGAGAAUUGAGGGGACAAGUGGGCUUGUUCCCUGAUAACUUUGUGGACGUUAUCGGUGCGAAGAACGAACACCAGGAACAGGAACAGUGGUACGAUUCAGCAUCGCAACUCAAUACAAAGUCGAGCAUUAGGCAUUCCUAUCAGAUGAAGAAGAGCGAAAAGGCACACGUUAGAAAAAGUCUGGACUCUAGGAACGUGCAUCCGAGUAAUAUAUCAGAUCACUUCCCCGCCAUAGACAGCACCAAAAAGGUCCUGUCGACGUCGUCGUCCUCCGUAUCGACAUCAUCCUCGUUGACGGGCACCGGUACCGGAAGCGGAGGCGGCGAUAAGAAAACGGCCGGUGGCCACUCGAUUAUAUCGAGCCUGAAACGUCUCGUGAGCGACGUGGGGAAUAAUAACGGUAUCGGAAAUACGAGUGCCGCGUUGGGCGAGGAGCUGGACGGCGUGGAGCGAGGGGAAGGUGCGCCGCUUUCGCAUUUGACAGCUUCUCGCGCUAAAGCGCCCCGUCGACGCCCGCCUUCUUCGCAACAUCUGCGCCAUCACGCCGCUGGAUCUGCUAGUGCGAGCUCAGUCCCAACUCUACCGUCUGUUCCCAGUACUGUUCUGGAGGACGAUUUGUCUAAUGGACGCGCCGACUCCGCGUUGGAGCAAAUAACGGAUGAAGAGACAGACGGGCUUGCUGCGAAAGCGAGGAGAAAAGCACCAUGGGUCGAGGAAUUGAAGAUGAAUCAGAUGGAGAGGAGAAAGAUAGCGGUAGAACGAACGGAGAAAGUGGAGAUAAAGAAAGAACGAAAUUCCUCCAGAUUGCUGACACAAACGAACGUCGCGGAUGCUGACAACGACGAUAGUAAGCAGAAAGAGGCGAAAAGUCCGAGAGCCGACAUAAGCCCCCACGCUGAUCACAGUCCCGCUACGCCAUCCGGACAGCCGGCCUACGUUCCAUAUGCCCUCUAUAGCAAGUUAUUGGAGAGGGUCGCCGCGUUGGAAGAGAAGCAAGCAGUAUUGCAAGUGACGGUAGGACAGCUCUCCGAACAGCUCAUACCUCUUCUCGCGAAUGCAUCGAUUAACAACAAGGUAUAAUACGUACGGCGUGAAGGAGAAUGAGAAAGAGAGGAGAGAGAGAGAGAGAGAGAGAGAGAGAGAGAGAGAGAGAGAGAGAGAGAGAGAGAGAGAGGAGAAGAAAAUCGAUAGUAUAUUUAUCUCUGCCCGUAUUACCAGUGUGUUGUUUUCUCAUUGCGCCAUUAAUGAGAAAGAAACUAAUGCUGCUGCUAGCAUGUAAUGUUUAUUACUAUAUUAAUGUUGUUAUAUAUUUAUUCAAUUUUUUGGUAGCAUCCGUUUAUUGUUUGCUCCGUCAAUGCAGUAUUCGUAUGGGCCGAUUUUAAAACGCAACAUUCCACAUACGACAUUCUUCGCCUGCAGAAGUAUUAUAUCCCGUCAUCUGGUUGCUUAGUUGGUUAGUGUCAUCUCCGAUCAUUUUAACAGAUCUCAUUCUGCCUGCCGUUGUGUCUCCCCCUUCCCCUGUUUUCACAGUCCCGGCUAUAUUUUACGACUGUUUAUCCAUUUAGCGUUCCCAGUCGCAAAAAUGUCAUGAUUUUGAACGACUCUAGCGGCUCCGUUUCCUUUGAUUUCAAGCUCAUGACACAUAUCAGAAACUCGCAACAUAAAUCUUCGAUGUAUAUUUGCACAUAUAUUCUAGAUUGUUACGACGAAAUCUUUCCCUCCCCCACAUUAUAUCAGUAGCACGACAGAUCUUGCGACUUGUGAUUUCGUUUCAAAAACGAAAAGAAAAGGAGAAAGAAAGGGAAAAAAAAUAGCGCAAGUGUCCUUCCGUGUGGUGGGUGCCCGUGCUCAGUUUUUACCAAUUUGCAUUUAAUUUGUUAUUUUAUAUAGAGUUACUCCUUUUGAGUACACGCGCGUAUCUUCUGAGAGAAUUUGCGCGAGAUCGCUGAUUAUUUUUUAAUAUCUUAGUGUCAAGCGGUAAGAGGAAUCGUGGAGGAGAGAGACGAAAACACGUACUUAAAUUCGUAGCUGUCGCGAUAAGACGUAAAAACAGCAUUUGUGAUCUUUCAUCUUGUUUUGUCCAACGAAUACAGCUGCCUCGCGUUCAUCGUGUGAUGACUUGCCGUAAGUUUCUCGAGUGAUCCCUGUGCCAAUGCAAAGCGUUUCUGUUCGCCGCAUUUUUCCCCGGGAUGCCUCAUUCGACGAUAGGAGUAAGCGAUCCCUCGUCGUUCGUCGGCGAGUGAUAUAUCACCGAGAUCUGUGUAACUAGUAAAUGACUAUGUAAUGACCCGUACAAGCCUAAAUCGACGCCGAGCGUACGUCGAGCCAUUAUUUUCCACCCGCUUAUCGAAGCAUAUUCCAUUUUGAUUAUGUCUUCGAAACGGUGCUAAUAACGCGAUAUGUGAUAUAUCGUAGUGUGUCGCAUGGUUAUAAUGUACCCCCGUGUACAGGGGAAUGAGGCAGCGAGAGAUUCGUGAGAGAAAAAGUUUCUGUUGUCCUGGAUAAAAGUAUGGUGACAUAACGAUAAAGCUCUACGCGCACUGUAGCCCACUUAAAGAUGAGGAAAGAGGAGAAAGAAAAGAAAAAAGAAAAAAAAAAAGCGAGAGAAAACGACAGACUAGCAGAUUUUAUUCGAUGUAAUCGCGAUGAAUCGUGUUGAAUAUGAAGAAGAAAUGAUGUUUUUAUUUUUUUAUGACGACGGAAUUUUAAGUGGACACGGUAUAAAAGUAACGAAGAUUUAUUAUAGAUAUAUGAGAGGAAUACGAGAGAAACGAGAAACGCUAUUUAAUUUUUUAUAUCGGUAUUUCACGAGACAUAGUUGAUGCUUUAGCUAACAAUAGCGGACUGAAAGGUUUUCCUCCGAUAGCAUUCAGGUUCAGGAUACAGAUAUCUAUAUCUAUAUACAUAUGUAUAUUUUAUUCUUUUCUGUUGAUUUUUUUAAAGAGAGAGAUUACGAAUAUUUCGAUGUAACAUACAAAUCAUUCGGAAAUCUAGCCGGAUUUAGUUUUAUCGUAUUUAUUCGGUCACAUACGCACACACAUUUUUUAUUAUUUUAUUUGCACGAAUUUAUACAAUCAAUUCGUUCAAUCAGCACUCGCCAGUUACGCGACAUAUAACGCUUGCGCAAGAAAAUCUAUACUUUUCUGGGGCGACUCGGUUAUUCAAUGGUGUGUUUCGCGAAUAGCUUUUAAUUGACACGUUGCAUUGACACGUUUUUACAGAUAAAUUUUACGAGAGAAAAAUUUACAUUUGCAUUAAAGUGGAGUAUUCCUCUGUCUCAAAUUUAUUUCACGAGUAACAACGUGCGUUUUAAUUGUUAAUCUAUUGCGUAUCAAAAGUCCGUCCCCAAACUUCGAAAAAAGAUCAAUGAGCAGAUUCGUCGUAUAAUCGUUUCCCUUAUCACAUAAGGUUGUAUAAUAUCUUCAUAAACGCAUUUUUUAAUUAAAAUUUCAUACACGUCGUAGUAGUUUGUAACGCGAUCGUUUUGUGUUUUUUUUUUAUUACUCAUUUUCCUUAAGAAAUGUAUUAUUGCUACAUCGCCCGUAACGUUUAUUUUAUUUUUAAAGUAGCUUGCGAUACGCGCAAGUACCAGAUUUUGAAGAAAACUCUCACAUCGCGAGGCACACUGGUUUGCAUGACGGUUUAACAAAAAUCGAGAAAGCGUGCGUAACCUUUCGUGCAAACGUCGUAGAAUCGCGAGAACAGCUUCCACAAAGUUCGACGAGCUGCGAUUGAUUAACAAAUUGGUCCAACAACGUAGGGAUCUGCUCGUGUCUGUGAAAUAUUGAUUCAGUCAAAACGUUCGAAUCGAUUUUCCGUUUUCUUCAACGGCAAAUCGACGAUUGUUACCUUCUACGAUAGAGAUAUACGAGGACCGCCAAAACCGUUUGGCGAUAACUCACACAGACAACGACGGCAAUUAUUCGAUCGACGAGUAACCUGCGUCCGUUGAACGGACCAAGAGAUCAAAUCUCCUUGAGAAAUGAAAACCUUUUGACUGACCCGAUAGAACGUCGCGAAUGAUUUCACGAAGCGCUUUCCUUCUGUCGAAUUUCACGCGAGACUGCUCUGAUUUGUGGGUACGCAACAAUUUCAUGGUUCGUUUCUAAUCUAAAUGUGAUAUCGCGACUCUCUUAAUCGGCAUCCAACACCGACCACGCUUACAAAAAAUAAGAAGAAAAGAAUGUUCGAAAAAUGUUCGACAUAACGACGAGACCACGACGACGACGACGACGACGAUGACGAUGACGUAACGUGCUCGCAGUCGUAUUAUAUCAUACACUCAUAGCGGAGAAGCACAUCUUUUAUACUUUUAUAUUUAAGCCGCAGAAUAGAUAUCAGACGAAAAGAAAGAAAACAAGAAAGAAAGAAAAGAAAAGAAGGUUUUAAAUCGGCGACAACACUUUUUUACGUGGAAUAUGUUAAUUCAUGUUCGUACGAAGAGGAAGCCUCUGUUUGCGAAACGUCACACUAACGUCACAGUGCACACUCUCGCAGAUACGACGCGUGACAAUAAUAAUACAUAGAUGUUAAGCGAGCUCGACAGAACGUUUGCUGCGUUUUGUAAUCGCGUUUAUUACAAUUACAUCUCGCUAAACCCAAGCGAGCGGGUCGUUCGUCCGAUCAGCGUGCGCUGCUCAGGAGCUCGAUUAAAGGGUAUUUCGGUUUCGUUUUUAUUAACGCGCGCCCGCGCUCCUUUGGACGAUAUUUUUACAACGAAUACAACUCGUUCGUUAAGUAUCGAUCGAUCAGUCGUCGUUUCCGUCACUCCGUUACACAUGUGCGUCGUCUUCCCUUCGUAACCAACUCCUCGCGAUCCGAUUCACUGUAUAAUUGUAUUUUGCAAACGCACUUAACUUUUCUCAGCACAGCGCCAUCAGCGUUUUCAGAUGUAAACAAAUAGAGGGAGAGGGGGGGGGGAGAGAGAGAGAGAGAGAGAGAGAGAGAGAGAGAGAGAGAGAGAGAGAGAGAGAGAGAGUACACGCGUUGGCGAUUUUUAGUUAUGAUCCGUUAUUUAUACACGUGUUAUCAUACCGUACGUAAAUCGUGCGUUCUCCGCAUCGCCGUCGAAGAGAAAAAGAAGAAAAAAAAAAGAAUAAGAAUACUUCGAGAGAGAAUUAAUUAAACGCGCCCGCUAAUUUGUAAAUACCACAGCGUUAUACUAUCGUCACUUCGCGAUUUUCCGCGUGCGUCGACAGAAUACGCGCGCGAGAGAUGAUUUCGCGACGAGAAGAGAGCCACAUCGCCACAUUAUUAUCCGAGAAUAUCGCGCCCCGAGUACACCACUAUUGUCCUAAUACGCAGUUGGAUUAACGAUUCACCUAAUUGAUCGAUGUAAUCAUUAAUCAUGGUACAACAAUCUCUCUUAUACGCUUUCGAUUAUUAUCGGCGCUAUGCGAGCGAGCGAGCGAGCAUCGCCCCCGCGAAAAUAUACAAAGAUUAAUAACAUGCCAACGGCGAAACUUAUUUUCAAUUGUUGUUGAUGCUCGACAUCGAAUCUUAUCGAGGUGGACGGAACAUUUUCCUAUCGCACAUGUUGCGACCGCACGCGUCACAUCGCGCGUGUCUCGCAAACAAAAAAAA